Messenger RNA from Xylaria bambusicola, 1758 nucleotides. RefSeq lists its product as uncharacterized. The transcript has a single exon. Lineage: Eukaryota; Fungi; Ascomycota; Sordariomycetes; Xylariales; Xylariaceae. The coding region runs from base 1 to 1758 and encodes 585 amino acids. Gene Ontology annotation, molecular function: DNA-binding transcription factor activity. The record is from RefSeq and is a predicted model, not a curated record.
AUGGCGUAUGCACACCCUCCGUACGUUGACUCGACGUCGUAUUCGCUAUACACAGAGGCGUCAAUGGAUCCUGAAAUCAAGCGUUCGGUUUCGCCGACAAGCGCUGCUGAAUCUUACACCGUCAACCGAUUCCUAACAGACAAUAAAUCACCAAUCUUCUUAUACCCACCGAUGGAUCCUACUACAUCUGGGCUCGUGCCUCCAUUUCCAACGACUCAUUUCCAGCGUGCCGACUCUCCAUCAUACACCAAUUCAUCCUCAACCUGUAGUAGUGGCCUCAGCCCACCAAGGGAAACUGACUACUAUCAAAUGAACUCCCCACCUACACCUUCAGAAAUGCCUCUAUUGCCCCAGUAUGACGAUAGCUGGAAUUCCCAUCCACAAGUCUACCAAUUCACUGGUUUAGCGGACGAUUGCGUCAACCUUGGAGAUGUCAAUCCAAUGUCAAUGAACAUGUAUGAUGACCAUGCGCAGCAAAGAUUCGUCUUCCCAAUAAGGACUUCUAGCAUGUCGAGCGACAAUAGCCAUAUAGGCUACAAAGGUUGGACUGAAGAUGAAAUAUCCCCACAUCCCAGCUGCUCAAGCCCGGAUACUCCAGUCGUGAAGGAAGAGGUUUGCAUUUUAGACGCGACGCACGACCACAGUUUCGAAGAAGUCGACGCUGAUGAACCGGAAGACGAGUCUGAGAGUCCAUAUCUGAAGACUGAACCGAAGGAAGACGAAGAAGGUGAUGACGACGAUGGUGACGAUGAUGAAUACAAUCCACGACAGAAGUUGAAGAAUGGCCUUGGCAAAUCAGAACGUCAUGGUAAGAACUACAAACGACGCAGCAACUCGCACUCAUCUUCGGACGCAAAACGUUCCAAGAUCUCCAUGGAGGAAUCGCUGGUCGCUCGGCAGAGUCCCAAGUCAUCUAUCCAAGGCAGCAAGGGACAGUAUAGUUGCCCUGAUUGCUCCAAGGUUUCAUUCAAAGAUCGAUCGGGCCUUGAGAACCACAUCAAGAAGCAGCAUACCCGGCCAUUCACCUGCAUAUUCGAAUUUGCAGGGUGCCAUUCCACAUUUGCGAGCAAAAACGAAUGGAAGCGUCACUGUGCCUCUCAGCACAUUGUGCUUCAGUAUUGGGUUUGUCAACAAGAAGGAUGCGCACAGGUGUCAAAUAAACCUAGUGCGCCAAAGAAGUCUUCCAGUUCGGCGCGCAGGCGCGGCGAUGGCCCCCGUUAUCCGGUCGCGUACACAUCGGCCCUCCCCAAUGGCACCAUUUUCAAUCGCAAGGACCUAUACACGCAGCACCUCCGGCGCAUGCACGUUCCCGCACACCUGAAGACCAAGGUCAGGUCGAAGACGCACGUUCCCGAAUGGGAGGAGCAGCAGCGUAUGCAUCAAGACGGGGCUGUUCGAACCAGGUGCCAGCUCCCUACGCACAUGCGCUGCCCGGCAGUGGGCUGCAAUGUGAGGUUCGAUGGCGGCAAUGCGUGGGACGAGCGGAUGGAGCACGUCGCAAAACACUUGGAGAAAGCCGCUGCCGGCACCGAGCCACCAGUGAAAUUCGGCGGUGACACGGACGGCACGCUGGUGGACUGGGCGACCAGCCCUGCCAUCGGCAUCCUCAGGAGAGGCGAAAAGGGCAGGUGGGCGUUGCAGAACCCACUCAAGGCCACUGGCUACCCCGUCUCGCCGCCAGUGUCGCCGGUCUCGCCCAUGCCAGGUCCUGCGGCCGGAGACGAUGAAGAUGCCGAUGCCGAAUGUGAAGACGAGUGA